GGCGCAGCGGCUUUGCCACCAGAGCCGGACGACGCAGCGUCAGAGGCGGCAUCGGGCUCCGAGGAGCGCGGCGACGAGAUUGGUUCCGAGCUCGGCGUCAAACAGGAUGAGCUUGAGAGUGCCAAGCGUGAGCUUGAGGAGGAAGAGGCUCCACCGCAGGGCGCGGUAGCCAAGGUUGAGAAUGAGGAGCGCUCGCCCGAGGCGGCAGCGCCGCAGGAGUGCAACUACAGGAUCAGGGCGAAGGGCCAGUCGACUUACCAGUGCGACGCGUGCAACACGAACGGGGUGCGCCUUUCUCGGAGGUUCGGACAGUGGCCGCCAAAGUGUUUCGCCAAAAUGAAGAGUGAGUUCAAGCAGCAGUUCUACAAGGAUCUGGCAGAAGAUCCUGGGCUGUCGAACCUCGAUCGCAUUGAAGCCUUCGUGGUCAGCUCAAUCACUGUCCAACGGAUGGAGGAGGAGCGCGUCCGCAAGGGUGGCAAGUACCUUCCGCUGAGGAAGUGGGCGCACGACGGCUUCGACGCGAAAAAGAUUGAAGAUAAUGUGCAGGAUAAGAGGUGGAACCCUGAUCUCGGGGAGUGGACGUACAGGCCGCAAUUGGAGGCGGCCUGGAGCGAGACAGUGGAGGCCGCAGUGCGCAACGAGCUGUACACCGAUAAGAGGACGCAGGCGAAGCAGAGCGGCCCGCGGGCAGCGGCCUCGACGGGCGUCGCAGAGCACGGCGGCGACAAGGGCGACAGAAGCGACGAGAGCGACAU
Messenger RNA from Prorocentrum cordatum, 755 nucleotides. NCBI's taxonomy places the organism in Eukaryota, Dinophyceae, Prorocentrales, Prorocentraceae. The record is from the annotation of a GenBank genome assembly.